Messenger RNA from Nomia melanderi (Alkali bee), 3267 nucleotides. RefSeq names its product glycerophosphate oxidase 1 (gene Gpo1). Lineage: Eukaryota; Metazoa; Arthropoda; Insecta; Hymenoptera; Halictidae. The record is from RefSeq and is a predicted model, not a curated record. Gene Ontology annotation, cellular component: mitochondrion. Gene Ontology annotation, biological process: glycerol-3-phosphate metabolic process. Gene Ontology annotation, molecular function: calcium ion binding; glycerol-3-phosphate dehydrogenase (quinone) activity.
CCGCGCGUCGCGACGGUGUCGCCACAUCUCUACAACUCUUGCCCGAUCGUUCACUGCGAUCACGCGAAUCAGUGAAAUGUGUGCCGGCAUCCUCAUCGAAUAUGUACACCGUUGAGUUUUAGUUAAGCGGAUCUGCUUUUCGAGAACCCGUCAGCGGGGUGUAGCUGUCGUCGAAUUACCUUCGCAAUCUUUCUGGGAAGAUUGUCGUCCCGGCUAUAAGUGACGCACACAAUGGCAUCGUUGAGGCUGUUGGUAGGGGUGACGAGUGCCAUAGGCGCCAGUGCCCUCACCUCUUAUAUGUUAAUGUACGAUGUAUAUACGGAAAAAAUGACGAGGCCGGCGAAAAGGCCGUUGCCAACGCGUGAGGAACAGGUGAAAGCCCUGAAAACCCAUGACGAGUAUGAUGUUCUUAUUGUUGGCGGUGGUGCAACUGGUGCUGGAUGUGCAUUGGAUGCCUGUACACGAGGGUUGAAAACAGCAUUGAUCGAAGCUGAUGAUUUUGCAUCGGGCACAUCUUCCAGAAGUACAAAGCUGAUUCAUGGUGGAGUACGUUACUUACAGAAAGCUAUCAUGCAAUUGGAUGUCGAACAAUAUAAGAUGGUCAGGGAGGCUUUACAGGAACGUGCCUCCAUGUUACACAAUGCGCCUCAUUUGGCUCAUCCUUUACCAAUUAUGUUGCCUGUUUACACGUGGUGGCAAAUUCCUUAUUACUGGUUUGGUAUUAAGAUGUACGAUAUAGUUGCUGGAUCAAAAACAGUCAAAUCAUCAUACUUCCUCAGUAAAUCUAAUGCACUAGAGCUGUUUCCUAUGUUGAAAGGAGAUAAACUUACAGGAGCUAUUGUCUAUUACGAUGGUCAGCAAGAUGAUGCCAGGAUGAACUUAGCAGUUGCUCUUACCGCAUCACGACACGGUGCAACUGUAGUGAAUCACGUUACAGUUGUUAAUCUCUUAAAAGGUCUUGAUAAGGAUGGCAAUCGAGUACUCGUUGGUGCCCGUGUCAGGGAUGAACUCUCCGGAGAGGAAUGGGAUGUAAAAGCGAAAGCAAUAAUAAACGCUACCGGUCCUUUCACGGACUACAUAAGGAAGAUGGAUGACCAAAGCGUGAAAGAGAUUUGCGCGCCGUCGUCUGGCGUUCAUAUCGUUCUUCCUGGUUAUUACAGUCCUGAUCAAAUGGGUCUGCUGGAUCCAUCGACCAGCGACGGCCGAGUGAUCUUUUUCCUACCUUGGCAGAAGCAAACGAUCGCAGGAACGACCGAUUUGCCCUGUGAAAUAACGCAUAACCCCCGACCGACUGAGGACGAGAUCAUGUUCAUUUUACACGAAGUCAAGAACUACCUGAACCCGGACGUUGAAGUUCGUCGAGGAGACGUGCUAUCCGCGUGGAGUGGUAUCAGACCCCUCGUCUCCGAUCCGAAUAAACCGAACACUCAAUCGCUCGCUAGAAACCAUAUUGUACAUGUUAGUCCUACGAAACUAAUUACGAUAGCUGGAGGCAAAUGGACCACUUACAGAGCAAUGGCCGAAGAAACCAUUGACUCCGCUAUCAAAGCUUGCUCUUUGGAACCGGAAAGACCUUGUCAGACCAGAGAAUUACUUCUGGAGGGUGCUCACGGUUGGAGUCCUACCAUGUACAUCAGAUUGGUACAAGAUUUCGGACUGGAAUGCGAAGUAGCGCAACAUUUGGCUAAGAGUUACGGAGACCGUGCAUUUGCCGUAGCAAAAAUGGCUUCCCUCACUGGCAAACGAUGGCCAAUCAUUGGCCAAAAGAUCCAUCCCGAAUUUCCAUAUAUCGAUGCCGAAAUUCGUUACGGAUGUCGCGAAUACGCAAGAACAGCAAUUGACAUGAUUGCACGAAGAUUGAGAUUAGCGUUCCUUAACGUUCAAGCGGCCCAGGAAGCUCUUCCAGGUAUCAUAGACAUCAUGGCGGAAGAACUGCAUUGGUCAGCCGAGGAGAAAAAGAAACAGCACAAAUUAGCCAGCGACUUUCUUGCCAACGAAAUGGGUUCGAUGGUUAAUCGUGCUUCCCGGGACAAGAUUCCUAUCAAUCUCACCAAAGAAGAAAUACAAUUGUACAUCAAACGCUUCGGAAUCAUUGAUAAGGAUAACAAAGGAUACGUAUCCAUUAAUGACAUCAGACGAGGACUUAAGCUAUUCGGUGACAAGGAAGUACCUGGCGAAGAGCUUCAUGAAAUACUACGCGAAAUCGACACUAAUAUGAAUGGUCAAGUCGAAUUGGAUGAAUACCUUCAGAUGAUGUCAGCCAUAAAAUCUGGACAUGUAGCAUACUCUCGUUUCGCGAGAAUGGCAGAGAUGGAGGAGGCGCAACAUGAGAAAGAAGUAUUGAAGAAACAGAUCAGUGUGGAGAGAUCGGGUGGUGGUCUGUGAAGAGGUUCAAAGUAUGCAGCGUCAUAUCAAAGUAAACAUUUGCAAUGUGAUUAACACAUUGAAACCUCUGCGACAAACUGUUUAUUAUAGGAUUUUUAUUCACCCUGAAGUUCAAGUGUAGCUCGAUCUAGUACAAAUGUUCCAGAAUCGCAAUGAUCACUUGUAUUUCAUACUUUAUACAGCAACUUUUAUCUGCAAAUCAGCUUUCAAGCUCAAACAGAAAUUAAACAGCAUCCGUUAGAUUUUAAUAAUAAACAUGACAAAGUCAUCAAAGAAUUUGAACGUUAAUGUAAAUAUUUUGUGUACAUCUUAGGUACACUGAAUUAGCUGUGCCGUGCCUGUAUAUAUGUUUUCUGCAAAAUGCAGCACGCUCAAGGUAUAUCGAUGAUUGAUUAUACCGUCAUAUACUGAUCAUUAAAAUUUAUGUAAAAUUAUACAUUUGAUCUCGCAUUGUAAACUUCCAUAUGUAUGUAACAGACUUGCAACCCGUUACAGGGAACAAGCACUUUAACGAUCAUAAUCAUUAAAAUACUUCACGACUACAAAAAUGGAACACAAUGUAGUUUUGUGACCAAAAGCAAGUACCACGAGUAAUCUUGUCUCUUGGUACGUUACAUGUAAUAGUCAUGUAUUACGGGUUAACUUAUGCCAUACUACAAUUUUAUUUUUAGUAUUUGAUGAGAUGACCUAUUUAUAAAUUAUAUUAAUUGCUAAUGUAUGCUAGAAUCAAUCUAUAUAUCACCAUUAUUUAAAUAACUCCUUAUUUAAUUUAUUGCCUCUAACAUUGCGAAGUCACAACAUGUACACCUCUGUUAGAGAUUAAUUUAUUUCACUAUCAUCAGUCAUUAUCAUUGACUUAAUAAAACUCAUAUUAAACUAUCA